Molecule: messenger RNA, 1557 nt
Organism: Acanthopagrus latus (yellowfin seabream)
Lineage: Eukaryota; Metazoa; Chordata; Actinopteri; Spariformes; Sparidae
Gene: tal2
Product: T-cell acute lymphocytic leukemia 2
Exons: 3
Coding region: 296-634 (112 amino acids)
Biological process (GO): regulation of transcription by RNA polymerase II
Molecular function (GO): DNA-binding transcription factor activity, RNA polymerase II-specific; protein dimerization activity; RNA polymerase II cis-regulatory region sequence-specific DNA binding
Source: RefSeq, a predicted model, not a curated record
CAUGUGGAGAGAGUGCUUAUCUUCACGAGCCAGCAGAGUGAAGCCAGCUCCCUCAGGAAUGAUCCCCAGACAAAGACGACCCCCAGGGACAUCGACUCCAAGCCUCCCUGCCUCUGGACAGCCAUAUCCAGCACUGGCUAGCCACCAUCAAUAACCCGCCAGGAUCUCUCAGCGAGCAUGACAAGACGUUAACUGAGUGGACAUGAACACCGGACUCCUGGACAACUGAUGACCUGCAGAGGACGGCUUCAUAAACUGAGAUUUUCUGCACAUUUCUACACGCGUACAGCUCACCAUGACCAGGAAGGUGUUUACCAAUACGAGGGAGCGUUGGCGCCAGCACAAUGUCAACACCGCCUUUGCCGAACUCCGUAAACUCAUCCCCACCCAUCCUCCUGAGAAGAAGCUGAGCAAGAACGAGAUCCUGCGUCUGGCCAUGCGCUACAUCAACUUCUUGGUGCAGCUGCUGGAGAGCCAGAGCGGUCAGCCGGCCAGCCACUCCCCCACUGCUCUGCUCACCUUUCUCAGAGGCAACAUGGAGCAACUGCACUCUCCUCCUCACCCCUGGGCCAUGACCAGUGACACAGAAGUCCCCUCACCUGGAUCCAGCUGCGACAGCUCCGAGGCCUGGUAGAGCCACGGUCACAACCAUACAUUUAAAAAAAAAGAAACUCUUGAAUGGACUUUCUGACCCUUUCCGUGGGUUUAAAACUGAGCUUGUCCUUUCUCAAGACUCAUUUUUGUCUCUGCAUUUGUCACCUGUGUGUGACUUGUGUUUUAAUUACAGAAGCUGCACUAUUGUGUGAUAUUUUUGGACUUUGGUUGAACAUGUUGGCACAGCCUCCUCAAAUAUGAUUUGCAGGUAAAAAUUAAUUUUGCAUGGAUGUGUAAAAACCUGGAUGUACAAUAUUCCCUUCAUGUCCUCGUGUUAAUAUUCCUUGUUUCCGGCUGCCUGGAACUAAUUUAGUUUUGCAAUGAGAGGGUGUUUUUGCUGAUGAGGAAAAUGGAGGGGAUUAAGGAAUUUCUCAUUCAAGCGAUAGAUUCAGCAAAGCAUUUGAAUAGAUAAUGGCUCAGCCAAUUCUCCAGACUGCAAUCGUCUCAAAAUAGCCAAGGGCACUUUUUCUUUUUUAUCGACAUGCCGUUUUUUCCUGAGAAGACUAAAUCUGACCUUUACUUUCAUUUAUCAAGGUUAUGUGACUUCAGACAAAUCAGUUCUGAGACAGACAGAUUCUCAUUCCUUUUACGCAACAAUGUGUUUGUUGAUUACUGACUUGCUGUACUGAGGGGUUGGGCUGAGGAAAUUCAGCAAGACUGACAAUCCUCUUGCAGUAACUGUAUCUUUCACCUCACUAAUAUCUUCUUAUUUAAAUGUCUGUUUGAGUUUUUGUAAAAUACGCAUGUCAUACAGCCAAAGAUUAUGAAUUGAUUGUCAACUGUGAAGUGUGCUAAUUAUCUUCUGAUACCUCUUUUGUAAGUUAUUUUUGGUUUGCUUGUGAAUAUACAGUAUGUUAUUUAUUUGAACUAUUUAUUUAUUAAAUGAUUUGUUAAGAAAACUAA